Molecule: messenger RNA, 3080 nt
Organism: Balaenoptera ricei (Rice's whale)
Lineage: Eukaryota; Metazoa; Chordata; Mammalia; Artiodactyla; Balaenopteridae
Gene: ANKRD34B
Product: ankyrin repeat domain 34B
Exons: 6
Coding region: 729-2264 (511 amino acids)
Molecular function (GO): protein binding
Source: RefSeq, a predicted model, not a curated record
GCCCCCGGGGCCGCCGCCCACACCUGCAGCACAGCCGCGAACCGGCGCGUCACUCCCAACGGAAACGCCGUGCAGCCCGGGCGUCUGGCGAGGUGCGCGCCUCCUGGCCCCCGCUACGACGCUUCACCGCUCGGGGUCACACGCCUGCAUCUCUCCGCAGGGUGGGGGCGGGGACACGGCGGCACCUACCGGGAUCUGCGACUCGAGCCGCCGAAGACCACAUCCCAGCCCGGACGGCGUCCCGGGGCCACAGGCACGGAGAGUCCAAGCGGAACCGGGGAGGCGGGAGGCGCCCCGCCGACUCGACAGCGCGUCCCAGCACCUCGGGCUCGCUCCCUCCCCGCUCUCAGGAAAAGCUGAGCCAGCGAGGGCUGUGAAGACGCUGCCAGAAUCCUCAGCAGCCUAGAAAUCCCAUCACCUUGGUUCCCUGAGACUUGGAGUAGGAACUGACAGCUGGCUGACAGAAAACUCAUCCAGGGAGAGAAAAAGUGAAGUAUGAAAUUUUGAAUAAUGUUUUCAGAUGUUUCGCAUUCAGAAUAAACCUCUGAGUUGGGACUCAAUCUGUCAACCAACCCUAAAUUCCUAGGUUGCUGAGUUGCAGUUUGGCUUUGAAUGCAGCCACUUUAUCUGCCGACUUGAACACAGUUGUCGUUCUCCCCCGAAGUGACAGAUUGAGUUCGUUGAGCGGGUUGUAUACGUCACACAAGUAUUGAUUCUGACUUUUGAAGAUGGAUGAAGGUAUAGAAAUUUCCAGUGAUGGAAAUUCCCUGAUCAAAGCGGUCCAUCAGAGCCGGCUUCGCCUUACAAGACUCUUGCUGGAAGGUGGCGCCUACAUUAAUGAGAGCAAUGACCGAGGGGAAACACCUUUAAUGAUUGCUUGUAAGACCAAACAUGUUGAUCACCAGAGUGUCAGUAAAGCCAAAAUGGUUAAAUACCUAUUAGAAAACAAUGCUGAUCCCAACAUACAGGACAAAUCUGGGAAAACUGCUUUGAUGCAUGCUUGCUUAGAAAAAGCUGGUCCUGAAGUUGUUUCUUUGCUCCUAGAGAGUGGGGCUGACCUCAGCUUGCAAGACCACUCUAGUUACUCGGCCCUUGUUUAUGCUAUAAAUUCAGAAGACAGAGAGACCCUGAAAGUCCUACUUAGUGCUUGCAAGGCAAAAGGGAAAGAGGUCAUUAUCAUAACGACAGCAAAAUCGCCCUCUGGCAGGCACACUACCAAACAGUACUUAAAUAUGCCUCCUGUGGAUAUGGAUGAGCGUUAUUCCCCAGCCACCUGUGCCACUCCUUCAGAAAUAGACUUAAAAACAGCCUCAUUGCCACUAUCACAUUCUUCUGAAACUGAAAUGACACUUUUUGCCUUUAAAGAUCUGGAACCCGCAGGAAGCAGUGAUGAUAUGGGGGACCCAAGCUCCCCUUUGAGGAAGCCUCGUGUGGCCCCUAACGGGCCCAAACUACCUCAGGCUCCACACUGGAUCAAGAGUCCCCCCUCAUUAAUGCACCAGAACAGAGUGGCCUCAUUACCAGAGGAGCUCCAGGAUAUUACUCCAGAAGAAGAAUUAUCCUACAAAACCAAUGGGCUGGCACUUUCCAAGCGAUUCAUCACUAGGCACCAAAGUAUUGAUAUAAAAGACACUGCACAUUUGUUAAGAGCCUUUGAUCAGGCCAGCUCAAGAAAGAUGUCAUAUGAGGAAAUAAAUUAUCAAUCAUUUUUUUCAGAAGGAAAUCAGCAAUGCAUUGACAUUCCAGUUGACCGGGACCCAGACUCUAACCAGACAAUAUUUACUUCCACCUUAAGAAGUAUAGUUCAAAAAAGAAACUCAGGAGCAAAUCACUAUAGCUCUGAUUCCCAGCUCUCAGCUGGUCUUAUCCCUGCAACUUUAGAUGAUGGCAAAACACUUACAGGAAAGAAGAAGAUCCUCUCACCAUCUUCUUCUUUGUUGUCAGAAUUGUUGGAGAAUAUCCCACCAGGUCCCCCGAGCAGGAGAAAUCAUGCCCUUUUAGAAAGGCGUGGUUCAGGAGCUUUCCCUUUAGAUCACAGCAUUACACAAACCAGACCAGGAUUUCUGCCACCCUUAAAUGUGAAUCCUCACCCUCCCAUCUCAGAUAUCAAUGUCACCAACAAGAUUUCCAGCCUUCUUUCUUGUGGUCAAAAAAUGCUUAUGCCAACAGUUCCUAUUUUCCCCAAAGAAUUCAAAAGUAAAAAAAUGUUGUUAAGGAGACAAUCAUUGCAAACAGAACAAAUUAAGCAAUUAGUUAAUUUUUAAGAGACAGCUAGCAAAUACAUUUUGUUCACAUGUCUAUACCAGAGAAACAUGGAACUAGAGAAGAAAAUUCAAACGUUCAUCCUUUUAAAUCUUUUAAGUGGUUAGUCCAUAAUAGGGGUAUCAAAAUGUACUGUGUAUCAUCAUAUUAGGCACUGUGGAUAUACAAAUAAUAGAUAGCUUUUGCUAAGGGAAUUCUCUCAAACAAAAUUAAAACUAUUUUUUUCAAAACCUUCAAUACUUAACAACCUUCAUGUGGUUCAAGUUUUUAAUUUAAACAAAAAUAAGCAAAGAAAGAAGGUCACAUAUGUUGGAGAUAAUUUUAAAAAUUUCAGAUUUGCCAAAUAUUUUAUUAGGAAACAUUGUGUUCAAAUCAAUUUUUAAAAAGCAUUUCAUGAUUGUAAUUUUCCAUGAUGCCAACAGCAUAAAAGAAAACAUAAACAGCUAUAGUGUUCUAUGAUCAAUAAGCCUAAGCUACAAAGAAAGAAUGAACUAAUUCUUGAAAAAUGUUGACUGCAGGUAGGUGACAAUCUAAUUAACAUUUUAAAAGGUCAACCAUUAUAGUAGACGAGGCAGCUAAUAUGUGUUGUCAGCUUAAUAAGUGUCAAAAAUGGCAGAUCCAAGUUUUAUAAGCUAGUAAUAAUCUGUGCCAAGUGUUUGUGUGCUGUUUUUUGCUUUGCUUUGUUUUUUAAUGUUAUUUUAUGGAAUUCUUCCUUCUCCAUAUCUUUUAGUUCCUGUUAUUGUUUUUUGAAGCUUAUUCAUAUGUUCCCAAUAACAAGAUAAUUCAAACUUUAAAAAGCAUUUCUCGUUUUCUUAUUA